ACAUUCAAUCAAGCUAUGGGGCUUCAUAUUGGCAGCUUGCUAAUAUGCGUGUUCUUAGGCAUCCUUCCUUUCGCAACUGCUAACACAAACAGAUCAGGUUAUGAGGAACAAAGGAAUUAUUUGCUUAACAUCUUUCACAAUCCACUUGUGAAUGACUCCAUUAAGGAAAAAAAUAUUCCGGAGCUAAUCGCUUUUUAUCAACGAUAUCCUACAGACGUUCCUCUAUCCGACGCAGAUAGGCAACAAUUUGAAAGGUUUAUUCAUGACUACAGAGAAUACCGGGAAGUUUUGGUUGAUGGUGUACCACCUCAAGGAGGAUCGUUUGGAAACAUAUUCGGACACUUCCUAGGCAGAGUCGGAACCCGGUAUAUUUCGUCUCUGUUUAAUAAGAAAAGGGAGGAAGGGCAAUCCAACCAUGCUAACAGUCCCACUACAUUGCCUUCAAGGAUUCAAAAGAUGACUAAAUAAUCGAGACCUAUAAACAAUCUUGCCUUUUGUACUUUCAUGCUAGUUUGGAAUCGGAUGUAAUUUGUUUAUUGUUUGAAAAACUAUAAAAACCGAUCUAUAAAUAAACUAAUCAAUACCACUCAUGUGGUUAUAGCA
Messenger RNA from Drosophila simulans, 603 nucleotides. RefSeq names its product protein Turandot X. The transcript has a single exon. The coding region runs from base 16 to 468 and encodes 150 amino acids. Lineage: Eukaryota; Metazoa; Arthropoda; Insecta; Diptera; Drosophilidae. The record is from RefSeq and is a predicted model, not a curated record. Gene Ontology annotation, biological process: immune system process.